ACAAGAAGGGACAAGACUCACGGCGCCUAGCAAAUAUGUGUUCAGUUCGGUCUUACAUGUGACUGCUUCACUAACAUCGGGACAUUGAAGCGAGCCUCUUCCCUCGCCAGCUGAAGGCUACCAGGCAAAGACUUCAUGUCGUUUUGUUUUUUCUAGGAGUUAAAUUAUGAGUUCGAUUCCUCGCCGAAUUCGAUGAGACUGACUACCAAAAGCCUGCUUGCUGUCAUCCAGACUGAUGAAAGAACUCUAGGCAACUCUUUACUAUACGUAUUUUCAGAGAUGUUUUAACCUUGGCUGCUUCUACUUCUAUCGAUCAACAGUAUAUUUUUUAUGCUAUUAGCAACAACAACUUAUAGUAGUAUCUACAAGAACAGUUACUGCUUAAUAGCAAUAAUAACGUGAACGUAGUUGAUUAACACAGCACGGAAAUUAAUAGGUGCUGAAAUAUUAUCACCAACCAAAAAUGAAAUUUCAAAGCGGAGCUUUCGUGGACCAUGGACAGAGUGCUCUGACUAACUGCUUUUCGGGGGACGGUAGGGCGUGUUCUCGGUUCCUGCCUUACUCGUGUCGUGGCGGGAGCCAGGCCAGCACUUGCUCAUUCCCAGACGCCUGCGCCGACUCGUCUGGAGAGGAUCUGCUAGGACGGGGCGUGUACAGAACGAGAAGUAACUACAGCGUCAUGCCAACGUCGAGCGGCCUCUACCAGCCGUCGCAUCCGCUACUGAGACGCUGCGACUCUGAAACGGAUGUCAACUCGUUCGAUCAGAUGUACGUGCCCACCACCACCACCACCAACAACAACACCACGGCAAACAGCAUGCCUGCAUCUCGACCAACCGGAGGACUGGAUUUCAACUCUGGCUCGAUCUACGACCCUUACACUGGUAAGGGUUUCGAGAAUGAGGACGACGUGAUGAGAAGAUGGAAGAAUCAAGGUCAGGUGACAAAAAGCAGCAGUGCUACGAAGACGCCCGAGAACGGCGUCAAGAGUUCAGGACCCCGUGGUGGAACAUCUAAGAAAAACAACGAGAAUAACAACUUCCUGAUUCAGAGACGAGGAAGCUUUGGUGGGCAUGCCACGAGCUGGAGGGAUGAACAUGUCUUCGAUCGCAUUGACGUGCUUGCCCAGCCCAAAUCUCUGCCUCCAGAGUAUCAAUGUCAGUGAGUACAACCCGAGGAUCGAAGAGCUAUCAAGACCAGUGAGGGUCUGUGGCGAGUGGUGUGGCAAAAGGCAUUGUAUCUGGGAAUGCGAGUACCCGUGGCUUCUCAGCAGGCCAAAGCCACCAGGCGCCUGGAGAAGCUGGCCGUACCGAAGAAAGUCGUGGACUGUAACGAGUAUUACCUCUGGCUCUUUAACAGGAAACCAGACACGGAUGCUAAGCUCAAACCAGUUCAGCGGCUCAGUAUAGACAAGAUGGACCUCACCGAGGAGCGAGUCUUCUUGCGGUGCGAUCUGGACUAUUCCCAGUCCAAUGACGUGAAGGGAAAACUGGCUCAGAUUAUGCCGACCAUAGAGUACAUACUUAGCAAGGACGCCAAAGCUAUCAUUAUCGCCAGCUAUUGUGGUGAACCCAGGGGUCGACGAGAUGACAACUUGUCUUUGAAAAAGGUGGCGGGAGAACUUGGAAAGAUGCUCAAGAAAGAGGUCGUUUUCUUGGAGGACUGCGUAGGGCCAGAGGCUCAAGCUUUGUGCGAGGACCCGGAGCCUGGCUCGGUGUUCGUGCUGGAGAACAUGCGCUUCAACCCAGAGGAAGACGGUUCUGGGAUAGACGCCAAUGGGAAAGAGUUCACCUGCACCAAAGAAGAGGUCCAGCAAUUCCGCGCCAAGCUGUUUAACUUGGUGGACAUGUUCGUGCAGGAUUCCUUUACAGACCUCGUGGAAAUGUCCAACACCACUGUGGGCAGCAACAAGCAGGACCGAGCCUACGGUCUCACCAUCAAAGCAGAGCUGGACACCUACAACAACUUGGUGACCAAGCCCAAGAAACCUAUGGUGGCGGUGAUUGGCGGAUGUUUCAAGGAUAAGAUUGACGUGGUCUAUAACCUCAUGGGAAAAGCUGACGACAUUCUUCUGGGUGGAGAGAUAGCCCAGAUCUUUUUGAAAACCCUGAAAGGAAUCGAUAUUGGAAUAACACCAAGUUCUCCUAGCAAGGAAAAGAAGGUGCUGAACGCCAUAGCUCGGGCCAAAGACAUCAGCUGCCUGUUGUCCUUGCCGGCAGACUUUGUGGUGAGAAACACGAAGAAGCCCGAGGAGUACUUCACCGUGAGCACCAAGCUGGAUGUAGAGCCCUGGUUUGAGAUCGUGGACAUAGGCCACAUAACCAGGGACUGCUACGUGAAGACCCUGGCCGAAGCAGCCUCUGUUGUCUGGUCCGGUGACAUGGGAGUUCUGCUGGACGGCACGGCUGCAGUGGGAGCCGCUAUCUCCGAGGCUACAGAAACGGCCGGUGGUGGACGAAGUUGUGUCCACUAAGCCAGGCAAUCUGGAGCAGCCUGGAUUCUGCAUGGACACCGGCUUCGAAAGGCUCUGUGUUGACCGUGUGGACGUCGAAGGAAAGCGCGUGCUCAUUGUAGCUGACUUGAGCGUCCCUCUCUAUCGCGGUGUGGUCGCGGACAACUAUCGCCUUCGCAUGGUCGUUCCCACCAUCAAGUGGGUGCUGAAAAGAGGCGCAAAACUUGCGGUCCUGCUCAGUCAGUUCGAGACAAAGGACGCGGGAAGAAAACUUCUGGCUACUCUCAGGCCUGUCAGUGAAGAGAUGGGCAGACUACUGGGGGAACAGAUCAUCUUUGUGCCCGAAUGUACGGGCAAGGUGGUCACCGAUGCCAUCAACAGCGCCCAUCCGGGCAGUGUGAUCAUGCUGGAGAACGUGUUGGAACAGCCAGAAGAGAUGGUCUCAUUCAGUAUGGAGCCACAAGGCACAGGGCGCGUGCGCAGUCCCGAGGCCGUGGCGACGUUCUGCGAGUCCCUGAGCCAGAUGUGUGACGUGUACGUCAACGACGCUUUCAGUCUGAUGGACAGGGACAGGAGCUCCAUCACGGGGUGCAUGCACAGACUGCGGCCAUGUGGCUUCUUGGUCAAGAACGAACUGAAGUAUCUGUCUAAGACGUUCAACCACCCGCCCCGGAGGUUCCUGGCCAUCCUCGGCGGCAACCAGGUGAUCAGGAAGAUGGAGCUGAUGAAAGGACUGCUCCGUGACGUGGACGAGAUCAUCGUCACAGGCACACUGGGCCUGCACUGUCUCAUGUUGGAGCAGGAGAUGCGAUUGGGCAGGUCCCUUGACCGCUCGGUGAACCUGACCGAUCUGGAACAACUGCUGGCCAUGGCGAAAGAGAACAACGUGAAACUGUACUACCCGGUGGACCUGAUCACAACUCAUGAUCUGGGCAGUGACAGCCACUCCAAACAGGUGAGCACGUCCGAGGGUAUCUCCAACAGCGUGUACUGCGCUGACGUGGGCGCCAAGACCUGCUCGCUCUUCAGCCGCGUCAUCAAGAGGGCCAAGCUGGUGCUGUGGUGUGGCGUGGCGGGCGUCGUCGAGGUCAAGGCUUUUUCCAAGGGAACGAGGGCCAUCUACGACACUAUCGUGGAGGUGACCAAGAACCCGGAGACUGCCGUCAUCUCCAUCCUCGGGGGCCGAAGUGUGUCCUCCUUUGUGCACAGCAUCGACCCCAACCACGAGGGUGUCAGUCACGUGACAACGGGCUACGAGGUGGCGCUCAAACUGCUCUCGGAGAAACGGCUCGUCGGCUUGGACGCCAUAUCCUUCAACGAGCAUGCCAAAGCUCGUCUGCUGAACCGCCUGUCCAUGGACCAGCUCGACAUCAAAGACAAGCGCAUCCUGCUGAGGGCAGACUUCGCCCUGCCCCCUCGCGGAGGUAGUCAUGAUGACGACUCCCCUAUCAAGACACUGGCCAACACAAUCAAGAUGAUUCUGAAACGUGGCGCGACGUGCGUGGUGCUGUGUGGCCAUCUCGGGGAGCCCAACGGGAAAAGGGACGACAGUCUGUCUCUUGGGCCCGUUAAAACGGCGCUGGAAAAGAUACUCAGAUCGGAAAUUCAUUUCUUCGAGGCCGGUUUGACGGAUACGGUGGAGGCAGCGUGCAGGACCCCUGAGGCAGGCAAGGUUUACAUGCUGGAGAACAUGCGCUUUAACCCGGAGGAGGAGGGCUACGGAUUGGACGCCUCAGACAGGCGGAUCAACGUACCCUACCAGCAGAUCGAGGAGUACCGGUAUGUCGCUACCUUUUUGGGAGGAGAUCGACUCUCCAGACUAGCUGAUAUCUUCAUCAACGAAUCCUUCGGGGUGCUGAGGAAUACUGACAGCUCCAUUGUGGGAAUAAAGAUGGAGCAACGGGCAGUGGGCCCACAACUCAAAGCAGAGUUGUCCAAAUUCGCAACGGUUCUGCCCAAAAUCGAAUCCCCCAUUCUAGCCAUUGUCGGCGGUGGCGAGGCGUGGCACAAGGCGGACCUCAUCUACAACUUGAUUGACGUGGCUUCUGACAUCAUCGUGUGCGGGGAUACGGCCUUCACCUUCCUCAAGGUGGCCAAGGGUAUGGCUAUCGGGAAGAGCCCUUUCGAUAUACAAGGAUCCAAGCUCGUGCCAAGAGUAAUAAAGAAAGCCAGGCUGAACGGCGUCCAACUUCACUUCCCCGUGGACUUCAAAGUUCCCGCGCCGGUGGAGCCCGUAGAGGAGGGCCAAGAGCCGCCAGAGGAGCAGCCUCCGGAUGUGUACACGCUGGAGGAAGGUAUACCGGACACACUGAGAGCCAUGGACAUCGGAGAGGACUCGGUGGCCGCCUUCGCAGAGCUCAUUCAGGAGGCCAAGACUAUUCUGUACACGGGAAAUGCGGGGGCCUAUCAAAAAGAACAGUUUGCCGAGGGCACAAAAGGUAUCCUUCAGGCCAUCUCGGACGCCGCGGAGGAAGGUGCUGUGGCCAUGGCGUUUGGGGGGCGGACAGGGAACUGCAUCAACGCCUUCGACAUGGCGGCAGCCUUCACUCACAUCAGCUUGGGCACACACUCCUGCCUGGACCUCAUCUGUGGGAGGCCGCUCGUCGGUCUCGAGUCCCUGUCAUCACUUCAGGACAAGCCUCUAACUGUGCUGACAGUGCAGCAGGCGAGCCUCAAGGGAGAGAAGGUCCUCAUACUCCUGGACCUGGAUGUGCCCACGGUAGAUGGCGUGGUGCUGGACACAGACAAGAUAGAGGACGCUCUGCCCACCAUCAGGUACGUGCUGGAAAAGGAACCAAUGUGCGUCAUACUUGCUGGUUACCGUGGACACCCCAAGGGCUACAAGAACGCCUACCUGUCCAUGAAACCUCUGGUCACAGAGUUUGAACACUUCUUGGAGAGAAGUGUGGCCUUCCUGGCCAACCCGUGCAGCAGCAAGACCCGUAUGACGCUGGACGACCCAUCCCCGGGCUCUGUGUUCCUCAUGGAGAACCUCAUGUUCUACCCCGCCGAGCUGGGUCUAGACGAGGGCGUGCCGGAUGUGCUGGAUGGUGAAGGUCUGGGAGACGGCGCCGCCCCUAUUGGGGGCGGGGCAGCGGACAGCGAUGCCGCCUCUGCUGGCCAUGAGGAGACGGAGGACUUGAAGAAGGAGAAUAUAGACAAACUGAUGUGGGAACUGAUGAUCCCAAAGACAGUCGAACAAUACACUCGGGAAAUCGGAGACCUCGCCACUGUGUUCAUCAACGAUGACGUCACCCACAUGCACGACACCGUGACCUCCAACAACGGGUUCGAGAUACCCGUACGUGCCUGCGGACUCACGAUGGUGAAAACCCUGAGACAGGGAGACGCUGGGAACCUCAAAGCGCCGGCUGUCGCUCCCUUAAGUCCUGCCCCCAAGGAUUAACACCAUCAACCCCCCUGAACAAGAACCUCCCCCCCCCCUCCU
Aplysia californica (California sea hare) is the source of this 5900-nucleotide messenger RNA. RefSeq lists its product as uncharacterized. Gene Ontology annotation, cellular component: cytosol. Gene Ontology annotation, molecular function: ATP binding; ADP binding; phosphoglycerate kinase activity. The record is from RefSeq and is a predicted model, not a curated record. Gene Ontology annotation, biological process: gluconeogenesis; glycolytic process. Lineage: Eukaryota; Metazoa; Mollusca; Gastropoda; Aplysiida; Aplysiidae.